This is a messenger RNA of Pelmatolapia mariae (spotted tilapia), 531 nucleotides long. RefSeq names its product leucine-rich repeat-containing protein 51-like. Bases 1 to 531 code for a protein of 176 amino acids. Gene Ontology annotation, molecular function: protein binding. The transcript has 4 exons. The record is from RefSeq and is a predicted model, not a curated record. NCBI's taxonomy places the organism in Eukaryota, Metazoa, Chordata, Actinopteri, Cichliformes, Cichlidae.
AUGUAUGGCCCACCAGUGGAUCUUUCUUUUAAAAAUCUCAGCAAUGUUUCAGGUGCAUUGGCAGAGCUGCCCCGAAGUCUGCUCCGCCCCUUAACCACAAACUCAAAGGGGAAGUACCUGAGCUGCUCUCUGCGUCUCAGUAAUAACAGCCUCACCGACCUUGUUGGCCUCCAGUACACGAUCAACCACUUUUUUGCACAGCCAUCAAAGCUUGGAUGGUUGGAUCUGUCCUUCAACAAAAUCACCUGCAUAGAACCUGUUUUGUGUGAGCUGAAAGAACUGCGUGUGCUGUAUCUUCAUGGCAACAGCAUCUGGAACCUGUCAGAAGUGGACAAGCUGAGAGAGCUCCAGCAUCUGCACACAAUCACAUUGCAUGGCAAUCUCAUAGAAACAAGCAAAGGCUACAGGAAUUAUGUGAUUUCUGUAUUGCCUCAGCUGAAGACGAUGGACUUCAGCGGUGUGACACGAGAUGAGCGGGUCAUGGCAGAUAUCUGGCAUUCUCAUGGCACCAAAAAUACCCGAGAUCAUUAA